AUGGCGUCGUUCAUGAAAUAUCCGCGACGUAAUCGCUUGAGAACUGAAAGUCGCACUCCGACGAUGAGACAUAUGCUACACGUUGGUAUUUCUGGAGGAGAAAGUCGUUUUGGUGGUGUUAACGGUUUCAGUUUAAUCGAGAUUAGUGUUAUUUCAAGAUCAUUUUUGCGAUCACAAAUAAGACAUAUGAUACGCACCAUUGUCGAGCAUGCUUACGGCCGUUUGCAGUGGGAACGUUUGAUUUGGUUCCUAAACAAUCCAAAUCCUGAAAAUUUCCAUAAUUCCGGGAUGGUAGCGGCUCCACCCCAAGGAUUGUUCCUAGAAGAUGUUGUGUACGAUGAACGAAUGUUUAUUAAUCCCGUACCGUACCAUUACCACAGCUGGGAUGAAACGGAUGAAGUGCUUUGUGAUGAAUCGUUUUAA
This is a messenger RNA of Brugia malayi, 423 nucleotides long. RefSeq lists its product as uncharacterized. The transcript is spliced from 3 exons. The record is from RefSeq and is a predicted model, not a curated record. Gene Ontology annotation, biological process: pseudouridine synthesis. The coding region runs from base 1 to 423 and encodes 140 amino acids. Gene Ontology annotation, molecular function: RNA binding; pseudouridine synthase activity. NCBI's taxonomy places the organism in Eukaryota, Metazoa, Nematoda, Chromadorea, Rhabditida, Onchocercidae.